Diatraea saccharalis (sugarcane borer) is the source of this 699-nucleotide messenger RNA. The record is from the annotation of a GenBank genome assembly. Lineage: Eukaryota; Metazoa; Arthropoda; Insecta; Lepidoptera; Crambidae.
AAAACACGUCUACGUUUACGACAAAUGUCGUGCAUGUUUUGCAUUAAAAACAGUUCAUUAAAAAUCUUUUGGUGAAAUUAAAAUGGUUCAGACUAAUACCAUGGAAGGCUCUCUCUUUGAACCAACUCUGUACAUAAUAAAAGGAAUGUGUAUUCUGGACAACGAUGGGAACAGAAUUCUGGCAAAAUAUUACGAUAAAAAUGUGUUACCAACAGCUAAAGAACAGAAAGCAUUUGAAAAAAAUCUUUUCAAUAAGACACACAGAGCCAACGCAGAAAUAAUAAUGCUGGAAGGUCUUACCUGUGUUUAUAAGAGCAAUGUUGACUUAUUCUUCUAUGUAAUGGGCAGUUCACAUGAAAAUGAGUUGAUAUUACAAUCAGUUUUGAAUGCCCUGUACGAGUCGGUGAGCAUUUUGUUACGGAGAAAUGUUGAGAAAAGGGUGCUAUUAGAUAACUUGGAUGCAGUCAUGUUAGCCUUUGACGAGAUAUGCGAUGGAGGUGUUAUUCUGGACUCCGACCCCGGGUCAGUGGUGUCGCGCGCCGCCCUGCGUGCUGACGAUGUGCCGCUCGCCGAACAAACCGUUGCACAGGUACUACAAUCGGCGAAAGAGCAGUUGAAAUGGUCUCUUCUGAAAUGAUUUUUCAAUAUAUUACAAAAUGCUUAUUUAAGUCUUAUAUUAUAAUAUAUAUAAAGUACGUU